Molecule: messenger RNA, 3145 nt
Organism: Electrophorus electricus (electric eel)
Lineage: Eukaryota; Metazoa; Chordata; Actinopteri; Gymnotiformes; Gymnotidae
Gene: slc1a1
Product: solute carrier family 1 member 1
Biological process (GO): L-glutamate transmembrane transport
Cellular component (GO): plasma membrane
Molecular function (GO): L-glutamate transmembrane transporter activity; L-cysteine transmembrane transporter activity; glutamate:sodium symporter activity
Source: RefSeq, a predicted model, not a curated record
AAAGGAGACGCUGCGCUUCUAACCUCUCCCACUACUUCUCUAGGUGCCCCCGUCUGAGAGCGAGAGUGGAACUGCGGAGAGGCGAUCGUCUUCGUCUCAGUUCAGCCUUGUGUUUGUUCGCCUCGGUGCCUUGUUCUGGACUAUCACCAUGGGUAUGCUGGCGAAGAAGGAGCGUAGAGGCAGGGAUGUAAAAAGCUUCCUGAAGAGGAAUUGGAUUCUCAUAGCAACCAUUGCUUCUGUGCUAUUAGGAAUUAGCCUGGGACUGCUGGUGCGGGAGUAUGCUUCUCUCUCACAGCUUGAAAAGCAAUAUUUUGGCUUCCCUGGAGAGAUCCUGAUGAGAAUGUUAAAACUAGUUAUACUGCCACUAAUAAUUUCCAGCAUGAUUACAGGAGUGGCGGCUCUGGAUUCUGAAGUGUCAGGCAGAAUUGGUCUUCGUGCAGUAAUAUAUUACUUCAGCACCACCAUAAUAGCUGUCAUUCUUGGAAUUGUCUUGGUAACAACUAUUAAACCUGGAGUGUCUCAGACUGCAGACAGUAUCGACAGAGCUGGAACCACUCCAAAUGUGACCACUGUUGACACCCUUCUAGAUCUUGUCAGGAAUAUGUUUCCUGAGAAUCUUGUGCAGGCAUGCUUUCAGCAGUACAAGUCACAGCGCAAAGAGAUUGAAACGCCCAUGGGCAACGCAAGCAGAAAUGCAGUUACAAUAACUUUCCCACCUUUUACUACCGUGAUGGCAACAAUUGCACAGAACCUGACCAAAGACUACACUUUAGUGGGAACAUACUCAGACGGGAUCAAUGUUCUGGGCCUCAUUGUGUUCUGUGUGGCAUUUGGCCUGGUCAUUGGGAAAAUGGGAGAACGGGGUCGAAUCCUGCUGGAGUUCUUCGAUGCUUUGAAUGAAGCCACUAUGAGACUAGUGCAAAUCAUCAUGUGUUACAUGCCAUUGGGUAUCCUAUUUCUGAUUGCUGCUAAGAUCAUUGAAGUAGAAGACUGGGAUAUCUUCAGGAAAAUGGGUCUGUACAUGGCCACUGUGCUGAGUGGACUUGCCAUACAUGCCAUUGUAUUCUUACCUUUGAUCUACUUGGCCUUGGUAAGAAAGAAUCCUUACACAUUUGCUCUGGGCAUGGCGCAGGCGUUGGUGACGGCUCUCAUGAUUUCCUCAAGCUCCGCAACCUUACCAGUCACCUUCAGAUGUGCAGAAGAAAAUAACAGGAUCGACAAGCGGAUCACGCGCUUUGUUCUUCCAGUGGGUGCUACCAUCAACAUGGAUGGUACAGCACUUUACGAGGCAGUGGCAGCCAUAUUUAUUGCCCAGUUAAACGGUCUCGACCUUGAUGUGGGAAAAAUAGUGACUAUUAGUAUCACAGCAACAGUAGCCAGUAUUGGAGCUGCAGGAGUCCCAAAUGCUGGUCUAGUAACCAUGGUGAUAGUGCUGACUGCAGUGGGUCUUCCAGCCAGUGAUGUCACCCUCAUCGUGGCUGUGGAUUGGCUGAUCGACCGCUUCCGCACUAUGAUCAACGUACUGGGGGAUGCCUAUGGUGCUGGGAUAGUCCAGAAGCUCUCGAAGCGAGAGCUGGAGAGGAUGGACAUCACCUCCGAUGUGGAUGUUGCCAAUCCCUUCGCCCUUGAGACCACUCUUGAUGAUGAAGAGUGCGAGAAGAAAUCCUACGUAAAUGGAGGCUUCACCGUAGACAAGAGUGAUGCGAUUUCUUUCACCGAGACCUCACAGUUCUAGUCCCACACAGUCAGUUAUGGAAGAUUGGAGUGAAUUACCUCUAGAGGGGUUGAGGGUAGUGUAUACAGUUCAUGAAAUCAGUGCCAUUAUGAAGGGAGGGGGGACCCAUUUCAGAGGACAUGUCUGAACACAGACAUUAUCAGUAGCUGCCAUUACUGUCCUCCCUUCACAUUUCCUCUAUCGCUGUGCCCUUGAGUUGACUACUACUUCUACUUUGUUCGUGCCAACAGAAAAGGCAUUCAUGGAAGUGAGGAAAAAGGGGUUGUGAGCGCUUCCAAAAUGCAUCAACUGGUUGCCAAGAAUAUGCAAAGGCACUUUUUACACAUUUUUCUUACCUUCAUUGUUUUUAGUGGCGUCACAGCAUCGAGUUGUUUGUGCAGAUAAUCAAAAGUCUGUAUCUGAUUUUGUAUGUAUGCUGAUGGAAAGGGUCGAUAUCAUGUCAGUAAAGCAGAUUUGUGUAUACUGUAUAAAUUGCAACAAAGCGCAUGUCCUUAACAAAAUUAUUAUAUUUCUCAUGUGCAGUGUAUAUACACAGGCAGACAUCAAAGCAAUAUGCUCAGCAUUGUAACUGGUUUUUAGUAAGUUAAUUUAACCUUCUUCUUUUUCUAGUCUUAAAUCUGGUGAGUUGUGCCUACACUUGCUGUUGAGAGCCAAUUUUUGUGAGCUUUGAGCGUCUUGAAUUUGCAACUUGUGCCAAACUUGAACAUUCUGAUAUGAAGGGAACAACUCCUAAAACCCUGCGACAUUUAAUCAAGUAUUGCAUGAAGCAAUAUGAUGAACACCACAGGUGUGGCCUUUAAAGGAUGAAUGGAUCUUUGAUUUUUUUUUUUAAUUAAUCUUUAUUUUCUCCCACUAACUAGUUCCCAAUUCAAUAGCUUUCAUCGAUACCAUUGAUCUGGGAGGGCAAAGGCCAGUGCAUGCUCCCUCCUUUACAUAUAAAGUAUCUUUUUAAGCUAUUACCAGGGAGCAUAGUGGACUUGAAAGGAAACAUGCCAUUUUUCUUCCUUUCUGUCUCCAUUUUUGGGUUGUAGAAACACAUCAUUAGAGCUAUUGGGCUACUUUACACAGGUGCAAAGGGGCUAGAACAUGAAGUGUUAUUAAAGAAUUGCUCAAUGUGUCUACAGUUUAUUUAGCUAUGUAGUAAUCAGUGCUAAUUAAUUUGCUGUUUUGUAAGUCAUGGUUAAUUCACUGUUCAAGUCAAUUCUGUGUGCUAGACUGGAAUUGGAAAGAGGCAGUUUUCAUUGUGAUAUGGUUAACAUUAAAUGUUGACAACCAGAGUUUAUACUGUACAGUCUGUUCCAAGCACAUUUCUGUCAAACGCAGUCACUUACAAACAUUUUAAAAUUAGCUUACAGUACAAUGCAACAUUAUGAACCUACAAAUGAAUAAAAUCUAGCACAUCUGAGUACA